Paramuricea clavata is the source of this 5151-nucleotide messenger RNA. The record is from the annotation of a GenBank genome assembly. Lineage: Eukaryota; Metazoa; Cnidaria; Anthozoa; Malacalcyonacea; Plexauridae.
AUGUACGAGGAUGCUGAUGAUGUACAAGAGUACAAUUUUAAAGUUUUGGUUGUUGGGGAAGUGUCCGUAGGUCAGUUUUUUAAUAUCCAGAUUCGAAAGCACUUAUUAAGUACUUAAUACAGAUUGUUUUGACAAUUUUUGACUGAUCGACAUUGCCAUUUACAUGUAUUAAAAAUAGCUAUUAGCUGAUAUCAUAAUUUAACUGUUCGAGGCUGUUUUUAAACUACAAAGAGUUCAUAUCGUAUAAAUUUCAAAAAUCUAAUAACAACUUCAACAAAUACACAUUUAAUCAUUAGGAUCGUUCGGUUCUUUGAUACGGUAGCACUUCCAAAUGAAUGAUUUAGGCCUAGAUCAAACGUCACUCCACUCAUAGCAUGGUUCUUAUUGCUCCAACCCUCACUAACAGGGUUGGUAAGUAAGAUGAAUAAUUAGGCCAAAUCGUCUUUAGUGCUGUUUAGAAAACAAAGAAAACAAAAGGCCAAGACAAAGAAAACAAAGGCCUAGUGUGACAGUGUUUGGCCUAAUUAUUCAGUAAACCUACCAACCCUGCAGUCACAGUACUAACGAACGUCUGCUGAACUGAGCUGCACAUUCCAUUCCCUUUGUUUCAGGUGCCAAUCAUAUUGCAGUGAUUUAUAGGGCAAAAGCCAAUUAGAAGCCUAAUUCUUUUAUUAGUUUGUGCAUUUCUGUAUAUUAAUAGACAAUAACUUUCACUCCCCGAAAUUCAGAAGGUUCGAUGAUUGGUCAAUGUGAGGGAAUGGAAUGUGCAGCUCAGUUCAGCAGACAUUCGUUAACAAGGGUUGGAGCAAUAAGAACGUCUGCGAAGAGGACUACCAUGGUUACGUGGCAACCUUUCAAAUUUGGCCAUACUUUUUUUAUUCCAUUUUGACUUGAUGCCUUCAUUGGGUAAAUUAAGCCAAUUGGUAUUUAACAAAUAUAAAACAUUUUCCGUGUUGAUAUACAGUUAUAUCAACACGAGUGGAAAUUGGGAAAACGAGAAAUUGUGUGGAAACACGACGCCCGAAGGGCGGAGUGUUUUCACACAAUUUCGAGUUUUCCCAACUUCCACGAGUGUUGAUAUAACUAUAUAUCAAUACGGAAAAAUGUUUUAUAUUUGUUUUAUAAUAUAACAAUGUCAAAAGCCCGAAGAAUAAGAAAAAUUUCCGUGUUUACAAGCGGCGGAAAAUUUCCCGUGUUGACAUGGAGUUAUAUCAACACGGCUCUUAGCCAAUCAGCGUUCAGAAUUUACAAAUGCUAUAUUAUAAAUAAAUAUAUAAAUAUAUCCUGGGCUUGAAAUAAUGUUCCCAAAGUUCCCGAUCAUGUUGAUUGGCAGCCCUGUAAUCAUAUGCACAAUAGGGCCAUACAAAUGCUUGAAAGGGUAAUAUGUUGGAAUCAUGCAUAGGAAUAUACUUGCAUGGUUUUAAGUGUAUAUGUUAUAUUUUAGGAAAGGUAAGAUGAUCGAAUGAUGUUGAAGUUGUAUGGCUAUCAGGGUGAAUUAUCAAACUACUCAACAUAAUAUAUUCAACACAAUUACUGAACAACAUUCUAAUUUUCUUUUCAUGCAAGUAGACUUCAAUUAUUCGUCGAUAUACACAAGGUAGGUAUAUACCGUAUAUAACCUGAAUGGUCUUUGCCAACAUAGCUAGUGAUCUCUAUAAUAAUGGGAUGCCUGACCAAUAUAUUUGUUUUUUACAUUAAUUGUACCAUCAGGAUAUUUUGAACCCCCACUCCCAAAAGAUGGAGAAUUCUUCACUGCCCCUUUGAGGCAGUGCCCCUCCCACUUUUGAGAUGCUUCUUUGGUACAACAAUGUGACCAGUGGAGUUUUGGCUUUUGAAUUUUAUUUCUUGUGUUUUCAGGUCAUUUUUUGACAAGUUACACACCAACGUUAGGUGCUGAUUUUGCAUUAAAAGUUGUCGAUUGGGAUUUGAAAUCAAAAAUACACCUUCAACUGUGGUAAGAGUGAUUUGAAUCAGUGGUCUAGUGUUACUGCAAUUUUUAAUGAACAAAUAUAUACUGAAUAUAAUUCAAAGGAAAUUAUUGAACAUUUUAAUUAAAAUUGCUGUAGUUUUUAUUGAGCACUUUAUCAAUGAAACUAUUAAUGACUAAGUAAUUAAUGCAGAAUUCAGUAGUAAUUGUUAAUGUUAUUUAAAUGUUUAUGAUAUAUUUUUUUUUGUUUUCAGGGAUGUGGCUGGCCAUGAGCGUUAUGGUCACAUGACCAGGGUCUAUUAUAAAUAUGCGUAAGUAUUCAUUUAUAUCAGACUCAUUUUGAGGAGUCUUAGAAAAGAACUUAUAAGUGUCAACUAUUAGUAAGUAACAGCUUUAAACAUCACGCUGGUCAAAUGUGGCAAAUUUUCUUCGGAUACAUUCUUCCACUUGUAUGUGUGGGCUCAUAUUGUAAGCAGACAAUUCUUAUUCUUGCACAAGAUUGCUUGCUGUACUGGGAGAAAUUACCAGUGUGAAUUAACAACUGGUUGAAAAGAGAUAUAUGAAAAACGAAGAAAAACAAGACAAGACAGAUUGUUAGAUUUGACAAGGUUGCGGCACAUUUGCGCAAGAGUCAUAAAUAAAAUGCAAAAACAAAUAAGUCAAUUUUUUAGUUACAAUCUUGAUGGCUACCAAUUAAUCUAAUACUAACAAAUUACAAAAAAGUUAAGUUUGGAUUGACACAUGGGUGGAGCGGUGUUUGGUAUCAAUUAAUGCUCCAAUGCAAAAUUAAUCAAAUGUCACACAAUACAACAAGCUCUGCUGACUUGUGUCAAACUUUUGUCACUUGAAAUUCUACCCUAUACUUAACUGAUUCAUUUGUCAAUCUUCUGUUGUACCUAUAAUUCUCACGUUAAGUUCGCCACAUGAGAAUUAGUAUGCAUCUGCAAAAGAGCCUUAAGUGGCUUAGUGUACUAUUGUCUUGACAUUAUUUUAUAGGAUGGCAGCAUUUAUUGUUUAUGACUUAUCCAGGUACAAUUUUAAUAACUUUAUUUAGAUUUUUUAUUGAAUAUUGGUGUUCUUUCUUUUCUGUAUAUCAUUCUUUUCUUUGCUAAUUAUUUGCUAUUGUCCUUUCUGUGGAACAGGCCAGAUACUUGGAAUGCUGUACUAAAGGUCAGCUAUAAUUUUUUAAAUAAUUUUUUAAUUUUGAAUUGUAAUUUGUUAAAGGUGCAUAGCACAUAUCAUGACCUGUUGCUAUGGACAGCUUUGCCACUGGCUUCAACCCCCGAUUAUAAGUAUUAAAUGCCUUUGUUCACAUCUUGAAGUUGAAAGAUAUCUAAUUCUUAUUUUCUCUCAUUACUGUUACUUUUUCUAUCACUCCUAUGAUUUUAUUGAAAAAAUAUGUCUUUGGUAUACAGUGGUACAAUGAUUUAAUGCAGAAUGUCUUGACUGAAGACGAAGAACCCAUACCAAUUGUCCUCUUAGCUAAUAAGGUACGUAACCUCCUAGUGUCCGCCACUGUAGGAACCUGUGGCCCUGCGAGAGGGCCUAUAGUUGCAUUUUUUGCAACUGCUUCUGGUUAGGUCUAAUAAAUAUAUAAAAUUCACACUCAAAAUGUCCAUCUACAAAACCUUUCUACGAACAAUUAAACCAAUUUACCAUCUGGGAAAUGUAUAAUAAUUACCAGGUGAUCUGACAUUGAGCAAAAGGACUGGGACUAGCAACAGAAUAGAAAUCCAUUUUCGUGCAUUUAAUCACUUGUCACGCCCUGAUUCUUUUGUGAAACUUUUUGAAACUUUGUAUCUGUGUCUUUCACAGGGAAAUGAAUAUCUGGGACAAAUUUGAGAUAGAAAUCCAAUACCGUUGAUGAGAUAUUGAGUAAUUUUAAACCAGAAAUGGAUUUCUAUUUUACAAAUGGUGCCAGGCCUUUUCCGAGUUCCGAGAUCACCUGGUAAUAUUGGCAAGAAUUCAGUUUUUCCAUGAAUGGUUUCAACAUGGUAAAUCUUUAAAAGCCAUUCAAAACGCAUUAUUGAAGUAUUAAUUUUCUUGUUCUUAUUCCAUUAUCCAAAUUUUCUCAACAUUUACUAUUGAUGUAACCGCGUCAAUAUAUGUCGUUUACAUAUCUUGUUCUUAGUGUGACAUGAACGGUGUUGGGUAUGAUAAAUCUUACUUAACUACAUUUUGUGAUGAGCAUGGGCUAGAAGGAUGGUGAGUUAUGGGUACCAUUCAGUUUUAAUAAAAUACAACAUAAUGGUAAAUUUUCAAACAGUAGUAAUAUUCAAGUUUGAUGACAGAUAAUAAACAAUUUUGAAAAAUUUACUAUAUGGUCGGAGUUAGCGGAGUUGACGAGGAUACUCGGACCCAGUGCCGGUGGUGCACCCGUUUCGCAACUUCUAUUCUAAAUGGGUAAAUAGCCAAACUUCUAAAGGUUGCUACCUGAUCUACUUUGAUAUAUGAUCGAAUAAGCAGUUAAAAACUGACAAACCUGUCAGGCCCUCAAGUGCAAUGCCAAUCGUAACCUUCGAUACAUCAAGGUGAUUGUUGUGUGUUUCUUUAUAAGGUUUCCAGUUUCCGCCAAGACGAACGGAAAUAUUGGUAAGUGCAGGAAGCACAACUUUUUGAAGCGGCCGUAUUGAGAUUACAUCAGAAUUUUGGAACGACUGCCAUAACUUGCAAUUGUUACAAGAUGAUGACAACAGGUUUAACCAAUUAAGUUGCACUGUGCCAUAAUGGCACACUACACACACCAGACUAUUUUACUCGUCAAGGAGCUCAGUGAGUUAAAGGUGCUUUCAGUUUCACCCAAUACAUUUUUAUGUAUGCUUUGUUACACUGAGACUAUGUUUACACUAUAUCAGAUAGUUUUCCUUAGGCUUAGCGAUGCGAAAAAUCACCUAUCUGAUACGGAAUGUACAACUUUCAGAAGCUGAGCGAAACAAAAUCUCUCCGUUGUAAUGAUUCCUCUGAAAAUAGCGUUCCUAAAAGGUACGGAUAGUUUUCGAUUCGGUCAUUGCUUGUUUUUUUUUUCAGAUGAUGCGAUGAACUUCGUUAUUUCAGCGAUUCUUUCAAAACGACCUCAAAAAGAACGUAUACGACCAGGUACACCUUGGUACAGAGCAGAAAGUCCUCUACCAGCUUCUCCCGUAACAGUUCUCCCUGCUGAGAAUGGGGAUAUUGGUAAAGGCAUACCAAGAAGCACUGCGGUGGAGCGUAAGACGUGUUGCUGA